This is a messenger RNA of Colossoma macropomum (tambaqui), 1415 nucleotides long. Its product is annotated as E3 ubiquitin-protein ligase TRIM39-like. NCBI's taxonomy places the organism in Eukaryota, Metazoa, Chordata, Actinopteri, Characiformes, Serrasalmidae. The record is from RefSeq and is a predicted model, not a curated record. Gene Ontology annotation, molecular function: zinc ion binding. The transcript has 6 exons. Bases 53 to 1339 code for a protein of 428 amino acids.
GUACAGAGUUCGCCCACAGCACUCCAGGUGCUACUCCAGCUGAAUUUCAGCGAUGGCGUUCUCUCUCUCACCACUCGAACAGGAUCUCUUGUGUCCUGUGUGUAUUUGCAUCUUUUCCAACCCAGUGGUUCUGUCCUGUGGUCACAGUUUCUGUAGAACAUGUUUACAGCAGAGCUGGACAAAGACUUUAGGAAGAGUGUGUCCUGUCUGCUGGAGACGGUCUUCUAAAGAUCAUCCUCCUCCUGAUCUGGCUCUGAGGAACGCCUGUGAGACCUACAUACAACAGAAGAGAAGCAGUGAUUCAGGUUCUCAGGGUCUGCUGUGCUCUCUGCACUCUGAGAAGCUCAGUCUGUUCUGUGUGGAUGAUCAGAAGCUGGUGUGUGGACAGUGUGUGUCUCAGGAUCACCAGAGUCACAGUUUCUGCUCCGUCAGCAAAGCUGCUGGUGUACACAAGGAAAAGAUACAGACUCGUCUAACAGACUUGAAAAAGAAGCUUCAGAUUUUCCAAAAAAUUAAAGACAUCAGUGACCAUGCGGCUGCACACAUCAAGUCUCAGGCCCAAAACACAGAGAGGCAGAUAAAAAAGGAGUUUGUAAAUCUUCACCAGUUCCUCAUUAGGGAGGAGGAGGCCAGGAUUGCUGCACUGAGAAAGGAGGAGAAGGAGAAGAGCCAGAGAAUGAAGAAGAAGAUUGAAGAACUGGGCAGUCAGAUAAAAGAUAUCAGUGCUAGAAUUGCAGAAUCAGAGGAGAAGCUAAAGGAUGAUGCUCUGGUUCUGCAGGACAUCCAGAGAAUGUAUGACAGAGCUCAGAACACAGGGCCAAAUCCAAAACUGGAUUCAGGAGCUCUGAUUGAUGUGGCCAAACACCUGGGGAAUCUGAGAUACAGAGUGUUGAGGAGGAUGAAGGACCUCUGUCCAUACUUUCCAGUGAUUCUGGAUCCGAACACUGCAAACCCCUCCCUCAGUCUAUCAGCAGAUCUGAGCAGCAUCUCUCACUCUACUGAAAACCCUCAACUUCCAGACAAUCCAGAGAGGAUGAGUGGGUAUAAUGGAGUUCUGGGUUCUGAAUGGUUCUCCUCAGGAACUCACAGCUGGGAGGUGGAGGUUGGAGAUGGUGAAGAGUGGGUUAUAGGAGUGGCUGAAGAGUCCGUCAUCAGAAAAGAAUACUGUGUGGCAGUCCAAGAGAACGGCUUCUAUUGUAUAGGCAGGAAAAACAAUGUGAUUGCUGUUAAUAUGUCUGUGAAUUAUAUUGAAGCAAUUGUGGAGGCACACAUCAUCAAGACAAUCCGAGUGACAUUAAAUCGGGAGACAGGUCAGGUGAUUUUUCUUCUCAAAAGAUAAUAACACAGUCUUACACACCUUCAAACACAGAUUCACAAAGAAAAUGUAUCCAUACUUUUAUUAUGACAGCACAAAC